Messenger RNA from Solenopsis invicta (red fire ant), 3031 nucleotides. RefSeq names its product putative FERM domain-containing protein FRMD8P1 (gene Bili). Gene Ontology annotation, biological process: negative regulation of canonical Wnt signaling pathway. Bases 389 to 1750 code for a protein of 453 amino acids. The record is from RefSeq and is a predicted model, not a curated record. Gene Ontology annotation, cellular component: plasma membrane; cytoskeleton. The transcript has 8 exons. NCBI's taxonomy places the organism in Eukaryota, Metazoa, Arthropoda, Insecta, Hymenoptera, Formicidae.
ACAUAUAAUAUACAUCCUAUAUAUCUACACACAAAUAAUCAAUAACUGUAGCUUCUCUAGCAGUUCAGAUGGCAGCGCAGCAUAGCAUGGUAACACGCGUUGAACCCGAAAUGAAGCCAAAAUAAAGGAAUUAGAAAGCUCGCGUUAAUAAUGCGUGAUUCUGCAGAUACAAGUGAACAUAAUUUAUCGCAUUAAAAAUGUGGGCAAAAUAUUUAAAAUGCAAUAAUGAGCUAGUAAUAAGAAUAAUCGUUUAUUUUCAUGGUAAUAACAUUGGAGAAGUGUAUUAUGAACGUGCAGCUUCAAAUAAUACGUGUAUAUAUUAAUUACAAUAUUUUGAGCCAAAAAGGUUCUCUCUCUAUAAUAAAUAAAAAUUAAAGAAAGAGAAAAAAUGGAGCAACAAAAUGAUUGUUCUAUUCAAAGGGGACAAGGACUGCGUCGCUAUCCAAAUGACUACAAGGCGGAAGGACACUCGUCCACUUUAACUAAAACAAUGAAUCAGCCACAGUAUUCGAAUACAGGAAGACCUACAGUACGCAUAGCCGUUUAUUUAAUGACAGGGGUAUUUCUAACGAUGGAAGUUGAACAAAACGCAACUUCACAGCAAAUUUUAUCGAUAGUGCAGUCAGAAGCAGAGCUGGGUAUAUCGAGGUUUUCUUUAGCAACCACUACGCCAGUUUUUGCAUUGUGGAUGUGUUCCUCCCAACUGGAAGUUCAAUUGCGUCCGACACACAAACCUGUGGAAUUGGCUGCGAAAUGGAAUUACCUUGUGAACAAGUACAGCUCUUAUACAGAAGAUUCCGACGACGAGGAACCUCUGCUACAUUUUCGUAGAAAUAUAUUUCUCUCUAGAUCAGAGGAGGAACAGAUCAAAGAUACUAAAGUCCUUGAAUUGCUUUAUGCAGAAGCCAGAUUCAACGUUCUGCAAGGACGGUAUGCGUGCGACGGUCCUGCACGUUACGCCAGUUUAGGAGCGUUACAGGCCCGAAUCGAGCUUGGACCUUAUAACGCGCAAACCCACACUUUGGCGUUUUUCCACAGACAUCGCGGCCGAUUUUUACCGCAUCAUUACGCUUCUCCCAGUCUUCUACUAGGAUUGGGACUCGGAUUGGGAUUGGUGGGUGGUAAAGGAGCACCCGAGGCGCACCUUCUGGAACAAUAUAAGCGAAUACCCAGUCACAAUGGUAGCGCCAACUCAAAUCCAAAGAAAUUGAUCAGAAAGUAUCUCGAGUUCUGUUGGAACUUACCAUGCUAUGGUGCGGCCUUCUUUCAAGGGCAAAUCGAGCGACCCGUCAGAGGACUCGCAUCAUGGAUCACUAAUCGCGAUAUGCAGGUCCUUAUCGCGAUUAAUACGUCGGGGGUGUACAUAGUCGACGACAUGCAGUGCAGCUUGCUAUUAGGGCUAAAAUACUCGGAAUUAAGUUGGGAAAUGGCGAAACCCUCGGAUGAAAAUAAUCCGGACUGUCUACCUUGCUUGUUCCUGCAAUUUCCAGUACGGGAAAACGGAGCGCGUGUCUACAAGAUUCUGCAAGUAUUCUCAAGACAAGCGCCAAUGAUGGAUACUUUAAUAUCCGGCUUUGCGGAGGACUAUCGCCGUCAAUUUAUUAACAGUGAUAGCAGCAACGACCAGUUGGAUCAUUCGUUAAUUUUUCCCAGUGGAAGCUUUACAAAUAAACUUAGUAAAUUCACUCUAGCUACUUUUGACGAUGAAGGUCGAUGUAUCGGCCAAAUGGGUUCAUGGUCCUUUCGAUAAAUAUAUUGUGAUUGUACAUUUUGUGAUGCCAAUAUACUCCCUGAUGAUACAAAAGAAUGCAAUUUUUGUAAUGUAAGAAGUUCUUCUCACGCACGAGCUAAUAUACUUAUAUAUAUAUACAUUUUUUAUAAUCAAUAUUUCUGAAGUAUUUGAAGAUGCGAAUUUUGUUGUAAACGAUUCAGCAAUGUCCUGUAUCUCUGCGGAACUACAUCUCUGUGCCGAUUGAGAUAUGUUUCUAACACAUGCAUAUUGAAGCUUGUUUCAUUUAUCUUGGUCAUCAUUUGUUCCUCCUCUGCUUUCGAUAACUCAACAGACUGUAAAUAUUAUUUAUGCAUGUAAAUAAUUUGUAAUAAUUAUUAUGAAAAUACAAAUAAUAUAGAAAAAAAUGUUGGAUAUAAACAAAUGUACAGAAGUUUCUGACGAACCUGCGUUAGAAGAGCUUGCAUCUUUUCUAAUUCUACAGUCUGUUUUUCGAUCAUACGUAAAAUACGAUUCGCUUUGUCAAUGGACCCUUGCUUGAAGUCGCUCAAACAGUCGUCGCGCAACAGAUACGCUUCAGUUUUACUGAUGUGUGUUGGAUUGCCUAUUCGCGCCAAGUACGGUCCCAGGUCGUUCAUCUCUUGUAUAAUUUCACGUCGGCUCAAUUUUGCUUUCUGAAAACAGAAUAGGGCUGAUGAAUAAAAAAAAGGAAGGCCGUGAUAUCCGCUUCAGCGUCUCUGAUGAUAAGUGUAGACUGGUCUUCAUCUUUCAAAUGUUUAUCAAGUGCAUAAAAGAGAUCAAGAUUUUUUUCCGACGGUGCAGUUGGAUCUGGCUACAAGAAAUGAAGAUUUUUAAUUACAUUGCCAUCGCUAAUAUUUUUGCUAUGAAAAAAAUUACGUUAUAUCCGUGGGUCAUCGUAAGAUCGAAGACUAAACGAUCUCCCCUAUCUCCUAUUGGCGGUUUUAUGAAUGUACGAGUAGCCUGAGUACUCCGGCCUUGAUCGUAAUGAAAUUUAAUGCAGAUCUCGUUUUCGAUCAUAGCAAACUCGCGAACAGCUAUAUCCUUGUAAGCCGGAAUUUCUUUGUUUCUAUGAUAUUUCUCAAUAAUUUUCUGCAAGAUGUAAAAAGAGUUAACUGUAUCGUGUUAACGCUAUAGAUUUAAUUGAUUUUUGUACGAGAAGCAUUUACCAAAAUACGUCGAGAACAGGUACCAUCUGCUGCGGUAAUGUCUUGAUCUGUCGAAAAUUCAGCGUGUCUUAAAAUAACAAAUUAUAAAAUAAUUAUAAUAAAAGUAUUAUUAAUA